Mycotypha africana is the source of this 2623-nucleotide messenger RNA. RefSeq names its product sulfate transporter family-domain-containing protein. Lineage: Eukaryota; Fungi; Mucoromycota; Mucoromycetes; Mucorales; Mycotyphaceae. Gene Ontology annotation, cellular component: membrane. Gene Ontology annotation, biological process: transmembrane transport. Bases 144 to 2225 code for a protein of 693 amino acids. The record is from RefSeq and is a predicted model, not a curated record. Gene Ontology annotation, molecular function: sulfate transmembrane transporter activity. The transcript is spliced from 6 exons.
AUGUAUAAAAUUAUCGUUGUUUUGGUUAUUGCCAUUCGCUUUUCUCUUGUAUACAUUUAGAAUCGAAUCUUUCUGCUUUAUUCAUACUAGUUAUACUUAACUGCUUUUCAAUAUACUAUUUAAACGCAUAUUAUAAAUUUUAGAUGAAAGCAUCGCCGGUAAAGGAGAGAAGUCCGAAUAAUAGUGUCAGUGCUCAUUCAACAGUCAACGUCUAUGAUAGUAGUGAUGAUGAGAAUGAUUUGUUACCAUCAGAUGUCAUUGUGAAUGAGCGACAGUCUUUAUUACUCGGGAUAGAAAAUGAAAGAGUUCCUCGGUAUAUGACAGCCUCACCACUGCCCUCGGCUCGUAUUAAUGAUAAUUCACCAAAAGACAAAUGGGGAAAAUUCAGAGUUCGAUCCAAGUAUUAUUUACCUAUUUUACAAUGGUUACCACUGUACGAUACCCAUCUUUUCUGGGGUGACUUGAUCGCCGGUAUCACCCUGUCAUGUUUAUUGAUUCCACAAGGUUUAUCUUAUGCUACUGCCCUCUGUAAAUUAGAAGCCGUCCAUGGUCUCUAUGCUAUUGCCUUUCCCGCCAUCACGUAUGCUAUAUUUGGCAUGUCCAGACAAAUGUCUGUAGGUCCCGAAGCUACUUUGUCCCUUUUAAUCGGCUCGUCUAUUGCCUCCCUUCAACACGUCGGUGGCGAUUCGAACGAUGCAGUAGAUCCUCUCGCAUGGGCCUGCCUCAUGACGAUUUUUGUUGGUGUCUUUACAUUCCUCCUCGGCAUUUUCCGUCUAGGUUUUCUUGAUAGUCUGAUGAGCCGUGCUCUCUUACGUGGUUUCAUUUCUGGUGUAGGUCUCGUCGUAGCAUUGCAACAGGGUAUAAUUUUACUUGGUCUCGUUAAAUUGAGUGAAGAAAAAGGAGUUACCGAAGCCUCCAGCUCCAUUGCUCGAUUCCUCUUUUUACUAAGGAACAUUCAGUUUGCGCACGGCUUGACAACGUAUGUAUCCACCGUCUCCGUCUUGUUUCUGAUACUAGCUCGUGUAACCAAAAAAAAGCUUUCGCAAUACAAAUGGGUGCAAUUGAUACCUGAGGUACUCGUCGUGGUCAUUGUAUCGUCUGUUUUGACCUAUGUGCUUGAUUGGGAAAACCAAGGGCUAUCCAUCUUAGGUACAAUUGAAGGAAAAGGGAUUCCUCUUCCUUCCAUUCCCGCCUUCCCUGCAAGCAAGAAUAUGAAGGACUUACUGGUAACGGCUGCCAUGAUCUCCGUCAUUGGUUUUGUCGAAUCGGUUGUGAUCGCCAAGACCUAUUCCAGUAAGCAUAAUUAUUCAGUAAGCGCCAAUCGUGAACUAGUCGCGCUUGGAGCUGCCAACAUGAUCAGUGGUUUAUUUCAAGGUAUUCCUGCUUUUGGGUCAGUAGCACGUAGUAAAAUCAAUGAUAAAGCCGGUGCUCGUACUCAAAUGGCUUGUUUGAUUGCUGGUGUCAUUUCUCUUCUGGCGAUCUUUUUCCUGUUGCCUUACUUCUACUAUUUACCCAAGUGCGUGUUAUCAGCCAUCAUUUUCAUUGCUGUUCUGUCGUUGUUGGGUGAGUUACCAGAGGACUUGCAUUUUAUCUUCAAGAUCGGUGCCUGGCGUGAUUUGAGUUUGCUCUCCAUUACUUUUUUUGCUACCAUCAUUAUCUCCUUGGAGUUUGGUACUUUGCUAGCAGUGACCUUAUCCCUGUUGUUGACCAUUAAAGAAACGAGUUAUCCUAGAAUUUCGAUUAUGGGCCGUGUGAAAGGUACCCACAACAAAUUUAAGCCGAUUCAGGAUGACCCCGAUGUAGUAGAGCAUUUGGAAGAUGUUCUUAUUGUUCGUAUCGAUGAGCCUUUAUUCUUUGCUAAUACAGGUCAACUCAAAGAUAGAUUACGUCGUCUUGAACAAUUUGGUGAUAUGUCCAUCCAUCCUUCAGAAAGCCCACGACUUGGCAAAUUAUCCUACAUGAUUUUUGAUGUAGACAAUAUGCCAGAAAUAGAUGCCAGUGCUGUUCAGAUCUUGUAUGAAAUUGUAGAAGCUUACUAUGCUCGCCAUGUCAAAGUCUUUUUCGUUCGACUUCGCAGUCAGCCUACCGCUUUAUUCAGAAAGUCUGGGUUAUAUGAUGUCGUCGGCGAACAGAACUUUUUCAGAAAAGUGCAUGAUGCCAUCGAAGUCAUUGAAAAGGAUAUGAUGUCUCAGCAGCAUAGCCAAGGUAUUGGCCAUGGGCAUUAGUCCUGAAAUACAUUUGAUAAUCUUGAAUGGUCCAUUAAUUCUUUCGAACCGAUCCACUUAGUAUAUUAGAAGCCUUCUCUUAUAAUCUCUCAUUUUUACAUAAGGCAUUAUUACUAGUUCUCAUUACAAAAAUACUAUUUAUCUAUCUUAAAAAGUUUAUAAAGUAUCAUUUAUAUGCAUUUUGGUGAUAGUUGAGCCCAUAAAACAAUUUUUGUAAGCAAAAGACUUUUGGAAUAAAGAAAAAAGUCCCCUUGUCAGUUUUGUCUAUUCGAUCGGUUUUUUUCUUUUUUGUUGCCAAACAAAGCUGAUUGUUUACAACUUUUCUGAAUACAUUAAAUGUUUUGUGAUACGCACACUCAGAUUUAGCAAUAAGCGUUUUCUAGAAAAAUCAGCUGCUU